This is a messenger RNA of Striga asiatica, 336 nucleotides long. NCBI's taxonomy places the organism in Eukaryota, Viridiplantae, Streptophyta, Magnoliopsida, Lamiales, Orobanchaceae. The record is from the annotation of a GenBank genome assembly.
AUGACACUCCCCACACGGCUAAAAUUUGGGCGGAGAACCGAGAAAGAUAGAGAGGUCGAAUCAAAAACCACAAAUAAGAGUGAACUUUUACUUACGGAUAAGGGUUUCUCAGGCGGACUGUUAUUUAUGACUGAUCGGAGAAGAUUGAAUUGGGGGAUGGAGAAAAAUAAGAACUGCCCUGAUUUGCUAGCGAAGGAUGAGGGAAACUACGAAUGUGAUCAUUUCUCCAUCCCGUCGUUCUGUUUCAGCCACCACCAUCCGUCGGAGACAAAACCUACCGAAUUUUGGGAUAAAUUAGGAAGAUUCUUUUCUUCUACUUGUUGCGGAGGAUUAUAA